Pecten maximus is the source of this 447-nucleotide messenger RNA. Its product is annotated as rRNA 2'-O-methyltransferase fibrillarin-like. The record is from RefSeq and is a predicted model, not a curated record. The annotation marks the transcript as partial. The transcript has 3 exons. NCBI's taxonomy places the organism in Eukaryota, Metazoa, Mollusca, Bivalvia, Pectinida, Pectinidae.
GGUGUUUCCCGGGGGCCGCCGGGCGCCCGGGUGUUUUGGGGCCCGGGGGGGGGCGGGGGGGGGGGGGCCGGCCGGGGGGGGCCGGCCCGGGGCCCCGGGGGGGCGCCGGGGGGUGUCCGGGCGGGGGCGGGGGGGCGGGGGGGAGGGGGGCGGGGGGGGGGGUUGGGGGGGGGCGGGGAAAGGGGCCUGUCAGAAACCAUCCAGAGCAUGUAUCGCGGACAUGGGAUUGCUGCAGCCUUGGAAACGCACAAGACUCUCCGAAAUGGCCUAGUCCACCCAAAGGCUAAAACACCUGAGGAGAACAUCGCCGUUUGUAUAUACAAACUAGGAUGCAAGAACUGCGAAGCAACAUAUAUCGGAGAAACGGGCAGACGAUUCGAGUACGACUUAAUGAACACUAAAAAGGCGUGGAAUCCUAUGAAGGAAAAAACAGCAAAAAAAACCUGA